GGGGGAGCCUUUUCUGGAGGAGAUAAGCCCCGCCCUUGCCGGAAGCUACUUCUUCUCGCCGCGCACCACAUCCGGUCUUUCCAACAGGGCAGCGAGGAGCAACAUGGCAAAGAUCAAGGCUCGAGAUCUGCGGGGCAAGAAGAAGGAGGAGCUGCUGAAGCAGCUGGACGACCUGAAGAACGAGCUGUCCCAGCUCCGCGUCGCCAAGGUCACCGGUGGAGCAGCCUCCAAGCUCUCCAAGAUCCGUGUUGUCCGAAAAUCCAUCGCCAGAGUCCUCACCGUCAUCAACCAGACACAGAAGGAGAACCUGAGGAAGUUCUACAAGGGCAAGAAGUACAAGCCCCUGGACCUUAGACCCAAGAAGACCCGUGCUCUGCGACGCGAGCUCACCAAAAGUGAGCAGAGUCUGAGGACCAAGAAGCAGCAGCGCAAGGACCUUAUUUAUGCUGUGCGCAAGUUCGCAGUCAAGGCUUAAAGGUUUCUUUCAAUUGCUUCAAUAAAAAAAUGAAAACUC
This is a messenger RNA of Gadus chalcogrammus (walleye pollock), 514 nucleotides long. RefSeq names its product ribosomal protein L35 (gene rpl35). The record is from RefSeq and is a predicted model, not a curated record. Lineage: Eukaryota; Metazoa; Chordata; Actinopteri; Gadiformes; Gadidae. Gene Ontology annotation, cellular component: ribosome; cytosolic large ribosomal subunit. Gene Ontology annotation, molecular function: mRNA binding; structural constituent of ribosome. The coding region runs from base 104 to 475 and encodes 123 amino acids. The transcript is spliced from 4 exons. Gene Ontology annotation, biological process: translation; maturation of LSU-rRNA from tricistronic rRNA transcript (SSU-rRNA, 5.8S rRNA, LSU-rRNA).